UUGAGAUUGUUGUAAACUCAAGUUCAGUGGUUGUUUUUGCAUGCCGUCGUUGCUGUCACGCUGUGUACGUACGUUCGUUUUCACUCCAUACCAUUCGGUUUGCGGUUCCAUUCAGAUUAUUGCGUGGAUUUCUAAAUUUCUAUUUGGUUAAUAAACUUGUGUUUUGCUGGACCACCGAGAUUGAGCAUCCAUAAACCCACAAAGCAAAAAGAAAAACAAAUUCCCACUGCCUGUAAAUUUUUAUUGGCGAACGAAUUGCUGUUGUGCUCUAAUCUAAGUCUGACCUUAGUGUUUUAUAAUCAGAUUAAAUUUUGAAACUUAGUUACUAUCAUGUCGCAAAAAAAGGCUGCCGGUCUAGUUGGAAAGUUAGCAGAAAAUCUCAAAAGUAAGGAAUUUCGGGAGUAUUUGUUAAGCACACACUUUUGGGGACCAGUAGCCAAUUGGGGUAUUCCCAUAGCUGCUUUGGCCGAUAUUAAUAAGGAUCCUAAAAUUAUAUCGGGACGCAUGACAUUGGCUCUUACUCUCUACUCAUGCUGCUUUAUGCGUUUCGCCUGGAAAGUUCAACCUCGCAAUUUACUACUACUGGCGUGUCAUGUGACAAAUGCUACUGCACAAUCAAUACAGGGUGUUCGCUUCAUCAAAUACAACUAUAUGACAAAGCAGGAUGAGAAGACUGUUGCCGCUGCCUAAGCAAACAAAUCAGAAGCCAAACGAAAAAAAUUAUGAUUUAACAAAACAAAGUGUACAAAAUAUGUUAUAAUGUUAAGAAAGGGCAGGACUACUGCAUCCUUCGUAUAUUUACAUAUAGGAUGUGGAAGGAAACGUGAAUGCAGCUCCUUAUACUCUUGGAUUAAAUCAUUCUUAGGGCACACACACACAUCUGAUAAAACUUUAGUCUUUGAGACUUAUUUGCACUUUUAAACAUACAAUUUAAUAUCUACGAUAUUAUUGAAAACAUCACACUAGAAACUAUCAAAAUUCCCAUAGUUAAUAGACGAAAAUAAAACUGAUCUACUGACAAAUGCUGAGUGUUAUUUAUUAUUGACAUAGUGUAUCUAUUAUUUGUACAAAAGUGAUCAAAUUGCUUUAAUUAAUAUGCACACAAUGUAAAUAUAAAUGUUGGUAAAUUGCAAAAUAUGUUCCAUAAUAAAACGCAACAAUGGCAAAAUAUUGCUGGAAAUAUUGUAAUGCGGAAUGCAUGAAUCGUGCUACAAUUUUACAUACAAACAUACACAUAUUACUAAGUAGAAUUUUCAUAGUUAAAAGCAACAAUUGUAUAUGUUUAAAAUAAAAUCGCACAUUUGAAUACACAUACAACAAGUCAAACUAGUCUUAUAUAACAAUAUUAGAUAAAUUUACAUAAAGCCAGCGAAAAUGUUGUGUUUUACUCUAUGGUGCCAUUUCAAAUAUAAACACAAAACCAUGAUAUUUACAUAUCAUGUGUCUGAAAAAUGUAA
Stomoxys calcitrans (stable fly) is the source of this 1457-nucleotide messenger RNA. It is a transcript of the gene Mpc1, whose product is annotated as mitochondrial pyruvate carrier 1. The record is from RefSeq and is a predicted model, not a curated record. The coding region runs from base 331 to 690 and encodes 119 amino acids. The transcript is spliced from 4 exons. Gene Ontology annotation, cellular component: mitochondrial inner membrane. Gene Ontology annotation, biological process: pyruvate import into mitochondria. Lineage: Eukaryota; Metazoa; Arthropoda; Insecta; Diptera; Muscidae.